Molecule: messenger RNA, 1424 nt
Organism: Neoarius graeffei (lesser salmon catfish)
Lineage: Eukaryota; Metazoa; Chordata; Actinopteri; Siluriformes; Ariidae
Product: histamine H3 receptor
Exons: 3
Coding region: 1-1251 (416 amino acids)
Biological process (GO): adenylate cyclase-activating adrenergic receptor signaling pathway
Cellular component (GO): membrane
Molecular function (GO): histamine receptor activity
Source: RefSeq, a predicted model, not a curated record
AUGCUCACCUGUUUCUCCGGACACACCAACUCGAGUGCUGAGCUGGCGGGUCCCGGCGGCACCACCGCGCUCCUGGCCGCCUUAAUGAUGACCCUGGUCGUCGUGGUGGUCGUCGGAAACGCGCUGGUCAUCUUUGCCUUCGUCGUGGACAAGAGCCUCCGAAAUCAGAGCAACUACUUCUUCCUUAAUUUGGCUAUAUCUGAUUUUCUGGUCGGGGCGUUCUGUAUCCCCGUGUACAUGCCCUACAUCUUGACAGGCCGAUGGAUGCUGGGCCGUGGUCUCUGCAAGCUGUGGCUCGUGAUGGACUAUCUGCUCUGUACUGCCUCCGUCUUCAACAUAGUCUUAAUCAGCUACGACCGCUUCCUGUCUGUCACCAGAGCUGUAAGGUACAGAGCACAGCAGGGAAUGACUCAGCUCGCUGUAGGAAAGAUGCUGGCUGUGUGGUUGCUGGCUUUUCUCCUCUAUGGCCCAGCCAUUAUCUUCUGGGAGGAUGUAGCUGGCGAGAGCAUCGUUCCCACCGAUGAGUGCUUUGCCGAGUUCUAUUGCACAUGGUACUUCCUGCUUAGUGCAUCUACUUUUGAGUUCUUCUCACCAUUCAUCUCAGUGACUUUCUUCAACCUUAGCAUCUACCUCAACAUCCAGCGGCGGAACAAGAGCCGUGCAGCUCACCGAGCCACAGAGAAGGAAGACGGCUGGAGAGUGGUGGACGGCGGUGCAUCACCCUCAUCCGCAGUCUUCUUCGUCAGGACGCGCAAAGUCUCCUCCAGUGAACCAGCGGCCGUUUCAGCGGUGAUUGAGGAAGACAUGGAGAUUUCUCAGUCCUCCAGUCGAGACCCCAGCUGCAGUCACUCAGUAUCUCUCUCUCUGAAGACGAUCAAUAAGAAGAAAGGAGCAUUCAGUUGCUGGUUAAGGACACGCAUGAUCCAAUCACAGGCACCCUGGAGAAAUGGGGAGCAUUUGCGUCUCUCGCGGGACAAGAAGAUUGCAAAAUCUUUGGCAGUAAUAGUGUGUGUUUUCGGCGUGUGCUGGGCUCCAUACACCUUGCUCAUGAUCAUCCGAGCAGUCUGUAGCGGCACAUGUAUAGAACAUCACUGGUACGAAGUUACGUUCUGGCUUCUCUGGCUCAAUUCUGCCAUCAACCCUUUCCUGUACCCACUGUGUCACAGCAGCUUUCGCAGAGCCUUCGCUAAGAUCCUUUGCCCCAAACGGCAAUCUGUCGGGCCCCAUGAGGAGACCCCAUCCUGCCAAUGACAGCAAAGGAGAAUUAACACGGUCUGUGAUUAUCGGUGAAGAUUGUGAGUGAAUGUUAAGGCAGAAGUUGCUCAUGUCCGAAAAAAUCAAUAUAUGGAGUGAAAAAGUAUUUUUAAUUUCCCCAAGGAGAAAACUUUUUCAUUUUGGAUUGCCUUUUUUUUUUCCUCUUUCAG